AGUUACAGGAGAAACUGCAGGAGAGUAGGGGGCAUUUUUAUGAGUGUUCCUACAGAAUGUGCCACUGGUAGUACUUUUUUGGUUUGUUACAUUCAUUUACAUAAGCAAGUCUUCCCAGUUCUUCCUCCCUGAGAUCUAAGUCUUCACCAUGACAGAAAGUUCCUUUGGGAGAGAUUGUACCAGACGUCCCCAUCUAGUGACCCCUUCGGCUGUGAAGGCAAUCAUCUCAAAGAUCGAAGCGGCCCAGCUGAAGCGAGCCCAAGAGAGAUCCUGGGAGGAGAGGCCUUCAGAGGCCCACACCAACCCCAAGUGCUGAAGAAUUGGUAGUUGUGAGUCCCACUGUGAAUCCUCUCCCUUCCCGCCCUGGCCUAUAGGACAUUUCUAUCCAGCUCUCUGACAUCUUGGGCAAUGUCAGUGGUGUCAUCAGUCGUUUCCAAGAAGAUUCAGGAUCAGACAUGAAACAAAGGAAAAGCAGUCAAGGGGGACAAGACAAGGGCAAGAAGAGGUUCGUCUUGCUGGAGAAAAUAGCCUGCUUCUCAAAGGCUGCUGAGACAAAGGAGAGGAGCCUCUAUGAAAUCCUCAACUGGAUGAGUGAAUGGGGUGACAAUUUGUCCCAUGAGACCAAACCUAAGGAAAGUGAAAAGGAAUGUGACAAACAUGAUGAAUGGAUAGAAGUCAUGGAGAGGGUACUGCCACUUUCUCUCACUGCCAUGGAGGGUGGCAUCGAGUCUUUGAUUUCCCUUUGUUCUAAUCUGAUUGAAGAGCAAAAGAAAAGAACGCUAAGGCCUAAAGGCAAUUUUUGGAAAGCCUGGAGGGAGAAGAUUCUACAUAAAUCUUCCUCCCCACUUCAGCCUCUGAGUCCAGAGCAGAUGCUUAAAGAUAAAAAUACCACAAAUGCAAAGGUAGGUGAGGUUCAGGCCAUGCUUCAGGAACUCUUGGACUCUGCCAUAUUCAACAAGGGAGAAAUAAAAGCUAUCAAGUACAUGUCUACCAUGGUAGAGAACCUUAAUCAGGCCUUGAUCCUUCAGCUUCAAGAAAAUCACAAGCUGGAAACCCAGUAUAAAGCCCUAGAAGGAGAGAUGUCAGAAGAGAUAACCAACCAAAAACUCCUCUUCCAGAAGGAGCUCCAAGUCCUUGAGGAUAUGAAGAAUGCUCUAGAGAUACAGCUCCAAGCAUCAGAGCAGAAAUACCAACAACUCCUGGAAGAAAAACCUGUGAAACAACAGUUGCAAAUGGGCGGAGGGGACCGGUACAGAAGAAACUUCACUGAGGAUGUUUCUAGGCCUCUAAAAUCUCAGGCCUCUAAAAAGAUAAGCCUCCCCAUGACUGAAGAAGUAUUAGAGACAGAAAUGGAGCAAAAGCCUGAGGAAAUGAAGGAGCAAUCAUCCCUCGAGGAGGGGGAGGAGAAAGAGGAAGAGGAGGAAGCAGCUCAGCUCUUUCCAAACACCAAGACAAAAGACACGGAUGUCGAUAUGGGGGUUGAUGGCACACCUUUCUUGAAGCAGCCACUUCCAAAAAUAAGCUUAUACCCUGAAGACUCUAAGGACGUGGGCAUCCAUGCUGAAAAUGCUGUAGACUCCAAGUACAAGGUCACUGCCUUGAAACCUGUGGGCUACAAAGGCAAAGAUCCUCUAGUUUCUGAAGAAAGAGAAGUAGUAGCUAAAAGAUCAGUCUGGAUCGAUGAGGAGAAGGAUUCAGACUCAUCAGCGGAGAUGCCUCUCAAAGAGAAGACGGGCCUCUCACAAGAAGAGCAAGCGGAGGAAGAGAGGCGUUGGCAGGAAAGAAGGGAGCAAUGGCAGGCGGAGGAGAAGCGGUGGCAAGCGCGGCAGCAGAAGUGGGAACAACUGGAAAGGGAACACAUGGAGAGACAGCAACAAUGGAAGCUAGAGGAGGAGGAGUUAUAUGAGAAGAGUCAGGAGUAUAUGGACCACAAGCGGCUAGUGAGGCAGAGGAGGGAGCUAGAUGAGCAGCAGCUGGAGCAGAACAAGGAGACUUUUAUGUCCUUAUCACCAUCUGCAAGUAAGGAGCAGGAGGAUGCAGCAAACCUCGUGAACAGGGUCUACCAGGGCCAGUCAGCAUGGGGGAGGCUCCAAACACCUGCGAUCUAUGAAUCCCAACUGCCUCCCGCCGGUGCCUUUGGAUCCCAGGGGGCCCAUCAAGGAGCCAUGAAACUGGGGCUCUUUCCAUGCGUCGGAACGUCGGUCAGACCCCUUCCCUGUCCUUUCCCCAGUAAAUCCAGCACUCCUGCAAGAUUGACCUCUCUACCGAAGGAGAAGAAGUACAAGGUGGAUGUGCAGGGCCAGAGAAUGAACUUGUUGCUCUUGAAUGAGGCCUCUGAGACUUGGGGCCUUCCUGCUCACCUGCACAGACCGGCCAAGAAGCUGAUCGUCGAGACGCUACACGCAGACAUCACCAGGCUCGGGUACCUGAUCCAGAAAUACAGCACCUAUAGGAUGUUCCAGUGCGUAAGGCAGGAUGUAAUCAACCAUAUAGAAGCCAGCAGAAAAACUGGGAAUAUAGAUGAUGCCAAAAACUUUUAUAUCCUUUUAGAAAAAAUAGAUAAGUGCCAGAGUCGCAGGCUGCAGACCUGGACAGAAAAGCAGAAAGUUCUGGAGCAGGACCGAGGAGAUUGUCUGGAGCAAAUGAUAUUCUUAUUCUCCCAGCUCCGAGCGGAAUGGGACCUGAACCUGAGCCUUCCAAUUCUCAUAGCCAGCCCAGAGAAGCAAAAAAAACCAGCAACAGUAGCAAUGCCAAAGAAAUGCACCUAUUUCACGAGGGCUGGUGGAAUACAACCCAAACAGUUCCUGAUGGCUAAGCAUCGAGAGUGUCCCGAAGUUCUGAAGAUUGCUCGAGAAAGGGGGAAUGAGAUAGAGGCCAUCUGGAGGACUGAUCUGUCCACCUCCAGUUAUCCAAUAAAAAAGAAGACCCCUGCAGGUGUCAUCUGGUCACAGAUUGGUGGGUACCCAGAUUUUCCUCGGAUGGUGGAAUUAGAUAUUCAUUCCUCCUGCCACAAAUGCCUGAAAUCCCUAAGAACAAGAUCACCAAGCAUUUUCAAAAGAAAAUCCACCAUUGAGAGAGACUAUGGACUCAUUCAUGGAGAGUCAACUGAAUCAAUGGCUGAACUCUGAGCUAAGAAAGGAAUAUGGAUAGAGAUAUUGGACCAUGUCGGAGAGAUGCCUCUUCCUUCUCCAUCUCCACCCCAUACUCGGAUCAGCUAGCCUCCUCAAACCUCUUCUUGUACAUGCUUAAUGAAUAAAACAGACUUCUGUUAUUUUCUGCAUCUCUUCACUAAUGCCCAUAUUUCCUCCAACUAAAUUUAAAAAGCAAAGGCUGUGGCUAUUAUAACUGCCUCGUAACCAAUACAAACCUUUCAUAAAUGUCUAUAAGUGGUACUGGGCUAGGAAUUAUCUAAGGAGAAGUACCCAAGUGAUAUUUCCCUCUUCUGAGAAUUCACACUAUUAUGACUGAUAUGAUCUAAGGCAUGGACACUUAUAUAAGCAUAGUACUUUCAUGGUGUAUUGCUGCCUAAUGUGCUUUAAUAAAUAUUUGUUUUUAAAAAUGGGU
Trichosurus vulpecula (common brushtail) is the source of this 3564-nucleotide messenger RNA. RefSeq names its product family with sequence similarity 186 member B (gene FAM186B). The coding region runs from base 456 to 3128 and encodes 890 amino acids. NCBI's taxonomy places the organism in Eukaryota, Metazoa, Chordata, Mammalia, Diprotodontia, Phalangeridae. The transcript is spliced from 8 exons. The record is from RefSeq and is a predicted model, not a curated record.